UCAUCGACAGUGAAGAUAAAUAAGAUCUCAGUGCAGGGGGAACUCUGUUACUCUUCAUACCACGAACAGUCCGGGUUAGAGAUGCAUUUAAAUCAGGCUUUAGUUAUAGAAAUGUGAAGCAGGGGGGCUUCACAGAAGACCCCUCCCUCCUUCCAACAGCUGGUCAGUGGAGGAAAGUAAUGAAAACCUGAACAAAAACAUUUGGAGAGAGAAAAAGAGAAGAAAGCAGGAGCAGCACCUCGGCUGUGUGGAGGAGUUGUUGUUGUAUGGGACGUAAACAGUGCAGAUGCUGGAGGACAGACUCGAUACUCUGACUUCAUGUCUAAGGCUUAUAACUGUACACAGGGCCAUUGUUUUACUGAUAUUAUAGUGGCUGUGCGGUAAUGCUAACCGCCACAGGCUAGCCUUUAUUUUCCCUUCUAACGGUGUUGAUCUGCGAGCUGCUCAAAAACAUCAAGUCACAUUUCAGGUUCCCGUGGAUUUUGAGUUCAAAAUGAAAUUGGCUCAUAUUUUGCUGAAGAACACUUCGAGGUUUAACAUACCGAAGCAAGUGGACUGGUUUUCUAAGUUCUCGCCAUCGCCACUUUCAAUGAAACAGUUCAUAGACUUCGGUUCUGCCAAUGCCUGUGAGAAGACCUCUUUCAUAUUCCUUCGUCAAGAGCUUCCAGUCAGACUGGCCAACAUCAUGAAGGAGAUUGACCUGCUCCCUGACAAGCUCAUCGGGACGCCAUCUGUUCAGCUGCUACACACUUGGUAUACACAGAGUCUGAUGGAGCUUGUGGACUUCCUGGAAAAAGAUCCUGAAGAUAAAAAUGUUUUGCAGAAGUUCACAGAGACACUGAUCAACGUGAGGAAUAGACACAAUAAUGUCGUGCCCACGAUGGCGCAGGGAGUGCUGGAGUACAAGGAGGCUUUUGGCGUGGAUCCAGUGACCAAUCAGAAUGUCCAGUAUUUCCUCGACCGCUUCUACACGAGUCGUAUCUCGACACGUAUGCUUAUGAACCAGCAUACACUGAUCUUCAGCGGGAGCACAAACCCAGCUCACCCGAAGCAUAUCGGCAGUAUCGACCCAAGCUGUGAUGUAGUGGAGGUGGUAAAAGAUGCAUAUGAGAGCUCCAGGAUGCUUUGUGAUCAGUAUUACCUAAUGUCUCCAGACGUGAAGAUCGAGCAAGUGAAUUCGAAAGACUCUAGUGAACCUGUGAAUAUCGUCUAUGUGCCAUCUCAUCUUUAUCACAUGAUCUUUGAGCUCUUUAAGAAUGCAAUGAGAGCGACUGUAGAAACCCAUGAGAACAGCAUGUAUCUUCCACCAAUUAAAGUUCGGGUUUCUCUUGGACAUGAAGACCUGACCAUAAAGAUGUCAGACAGAGGAGGAGGUGUGCCCUUGAGGAAGAUUGACCGUCUUUUUAGUUAUAUGUAUUCUACAGCACCGAGCCCUGUCAUUGACAACGCUCGCAAUGCACCACUGGCUGGCUUUGGUUACGGCCUUCCCAUCUCACGCCUCUACGCUAGGUACUUCCAAGGAGACCUCCAGCUCUACUCGAUGGAGGGAUACGGCACAUCAGCCGUCAUUUACUUGAAGGCGUUAUCUUCUGAAUCCGUAGAGAGACUGCCAGUUUUCAACAAGUCAGCUUUAAGACAUUACCAGACGAGCAUCGAGGCAGAUGACUGGAGCAUUCCGAGUAGCGAACCCAAGAAACUAGGAAAGUAUGAUUACGGUGUGCAAGACGUGCGAACAGAGAGCAGGGUGAAAUGAUGAAAAAUAAUUGGAUAAAGCUUGAGGGACGAGCAAAAUUUUCGUUUCAGUCUCAGAAUUACUGGCUUCACAUUGCAGCGUGAAAAGGGCAUUUGUAUAAAAACCUCACAUUAUGCUUCAUUUUAUUCAUGUAUUCUCAGUAUAAGCUAAUUUCAAUUCUGUCUAAUGAACAAAAUGAAAGCUGCAUAGAAAUAUGUAAAAAAAAAAAAAAUUUCCUCCCUGUUAGUGUGUGAUGUAUUCAUGGAGGAUAAUAUUCAGAAUUUUGACUAAUGAGAAAUAUCUAGUGCAAACUCUGUUUAAGGUGGGUCCAAGUUCAUCUUGUGUCUGUGUCUAACUCCCCCAAAAGAACCACCAGGAACAACAGAUUAACAUCAUAAUAUUUGCUAACCAUGAGACAGGGGUAUUUUCUACACCCAGAGGAAGCCCGCUUAAAAUAUGAGUUAUAUCUACCUUGAUCCCUGCAUUGUUGUAAAUUUCUGUACAUGAGAAAACAGCAAAAAUGUUAAAGACCUAUUAGCUUUCAUGCAAGUGUAUGUUCGCCAAAUCAUCAUCAAAGUCUCUCAAGGACAUGGCCCAGACUGAUCAGUCAGCGAACCAGUCUUCACCUAAAUUAAUCAAAUCAGCGAAUAAGUGUGGACAUUAAAUUUAACAUGUAUUUCCGCUAAUGAUCAGAGUGCUAUUAGCUGAACUGUGAGAUGCAGCUGAUAAGUAGGACUGAAAAAUCUGGCAGUUUAUACGAAUAUUUACCAUUAGAGUCCCAGGUGAUGAAAAUCAGAAUGGUUGGUAAGUGUACAAGCAGAAAACAGUAAAAAUAAUGCAAACAUUGCAGACUGUCAGGAAAAAUGCAUGUCAUGUAUUCUUUAAUAAGAAAUAAUAGCAGUGUGUGUAGUGGUAGGCUACAGUAUAUUGGGAUUAAAAUACAGUGGUGCUUGAAACUUUGUGAACCCUUUAGAAUUUUCUAUAUUUCUGCAUAAAU
This is a messenger RNA of Neoarius graeffei (lesser salmon catfish), 2729 nucleotides long. It is a transcript of the gene pdk4, whose product is annotated as pyruvate dehydrogenase kinase, isozyme 4. The transcript is spliced from 11 exons. The record is from RefSeq and is a predicted model, not a curated record. NCBI's taxonomy places the organism in Eukaryota, Metazoa, Chordata, Actinopteri, Siluriformes, Ariidae. Gene Ontology annotation, molecular function: pyruvate dehydrogenase (acetyl-transferring) kinase activity. Bases 494 to 1753 code for a protein of 419 amino acids. Gene Ontology annotation, cellular component: mitochondrion. Gene Ontology annotation, biological process: protein phosphorylation; regulation of glucose metabolic process.